GUGUUGUUUGGAAAAAGUGAUGACGUGGAAUAUUUUCGAUGAUGGGCGAGACUUCUUGAGCCAGUGAAGCACCAUACCUUGUGCUGUUGUUGUUGUUGCUGUCCACCCAUCCUAACGCUAUCUCGACGCAGCAUUGAGGCUGGUCAGAGGCAAUACGAGGUAGACAGGUUCCUCUAGGCUGGUAGUCUGUUCGGGGCUUACUUUGAAGCUUUCGCCUACACCUCCACCAUGUCGAAUUUCCUGCCCAUACCGUCGAAGCGAGCUACACCGUUAUCCAACUUAUCGAGCCAGCUUCUGAGCUAUAUCAGCAACCACUUCCGGGAUGCUCAUCCUGAUGCGUUCCGAAAGGAUGUAGAUACGCUGGUCGGAAUGAGGAGAGAACUCGUCGAGACGAAACCAGAAGCUCACCCGGAAAUAGUCAAGGGGCUCAUGAGAUAUCAUGCUCAGCUAGCCUUUCUCAUGACCAAGUUUCCGUCAGACAUCGGCGUCAACUUCGCCUUCCACCUUCCAUUCCCUCCGCUCUACUCUCUGACUCCCGACGCAUCAAUCUCGCUCCCAUCCCUGAGCUUUGAGCGAGCUAGCGUCCUGUUCAACAUCGCUGCCUUGUAUGCCUCGAUGGCAGCCUCUGAGAGGAGAGCCGAAGUGGACGGCAUAAAACGAGCGCUAGGAUAUCUUUCGUCUGCUGCUGGUGUGCUUGAUCACUUGAUCCAGACCAUCUUGCCGUUAUUACAGGUCGAUUUGGCGGCUCCCACAGCAGCUGGGUAUGACCUGACUCCGUCGUUCCUCGGCGCUUUGAAGGAAUUCUUGUUGGCUGAAGCGCAAGAAUGUUUCUGGCAACAGGCCGUGAUACAGGGAACAUAUAAGAACGCAGUCAUCGGAAAGCUGUCCAUGAAAGUGUCCGACUACUAUAAGGCCGCUUUAGCGUCAGCGAAUGACUCGAAUGGUCCAUCUAUUGGCUUUUUCCCGGCAAAUUGGGUCGCACACAUCACGAUCAAACAGAUGCAUUUCGAAGCGGCGGCUCAGUACAGACUGAGCCAAGAGGAUUUAGAGAAGAAUAGAUACGGAGAGGAGAUUGCUAGAUUACGUGUUGCUGAGGGAUUGACGAAGAAAGGCCUGGACAUGGGGAAAUCCGGCGUCGCGGAGGCAGUCGUCCAGGACAUGAGGUCCCUUCAGGGAGCUGUCAAGUCUGCUCUAGAGCGAGCCGUGCGGGACAAUGAUCUGGUCUAUGUCAAACCUGUCCCACCGGCAACUCAACUCACACCGAUACAAGGUGCGGGUAUGGUCAAACUGGCCGUUCCGGUCGAAAUCGGUGACCCAAUAGCUUGGUUGAUGGGAGGCAGUUCCGGGACCCACCCGCUCUUCACUGCUCUGGUACCUUACGGUGUCCAUCUCGCCCUCAGUAUAUAUGAUGACAGACGAGACACAUUGAUCCGAGAGCUCGAUGGAAAGCGAGAGGAGCUGGAUGGGCUUGCAGCAAGCACGUUGCAAUCUCUAAACCUGCCCGGUGCCAUCCAAGCUCUGGAGCGUCGAGUGGGCCUGCCGCCAUCUUUGUUGCGCAAAGCGGAGGAAGUGGAUUCCAGCGGAGGCGUUCAAAAGAUCACCAGUCUCCUUGCCGAGGUCCAGAGGCUGUCCACAGCCAACAGCAGAAUAUUCUCCGAGGCUAUGGACAUCCUCGAUCAGGAGGCUCACGAGACUGAGAACCUAAAGAACAGAGAACCCCAUCGGGCUGCAUCGAGAGUCCCAUCUCAUAUUGCGAACCAACAUCUCAUCGCCGUUGCGAACCAGUACGAGGGGACAAUGAAGCAAGCUGGCGCAAGUGAUAUCACGGUCAGAGAGAAGUGGGAGGAAUGGGAGCCACUGAUACGCAUCUUGGCUGGUGGUGAAGACGAUCUGAAUGACCAUAUUCCCUCCGUGUCUGGGACAACGACAGUACUGCCCACCUCUGUCCGGCCGCUCCGGGCCUCGCUUGAGGAUCUGGAUGAUCAAAUCGCCCAUCGUGCAACCCUUAUUGUUGAGGCCAAGCAAAUAGCUGCAAAUGAUGAUGUUCGCCCGGACGUUUUGAAAGAGGCCACCCGCUUGGCGCAUGGUGGAUCUGGGGAUGUAAAGACGGAAUGGUUCGAGAGCAUCUUUGAUAAGGGCUUGGGCAAGUACGAUGAGAUCAAGUCAGACAUGCGUGCGGCAGAAACCAAGCAAGAGGCUAUUCUGGCGACUAUAAGCGAACAAAACGCUGCAUUCUUACGCGAACGAAAAGAUGACCCCCGAGUCCGUGACCGCGAGCACAAGCUCCAGCAGAUGGAUACUGCUUAUUGGAAAUGGCGAGAGGUGGUAGACAAUGCAGAAGAGGGCAUCAAGUUUUACAAUCGGCUCUCAGACUUGCUGGUACAGUUCAAAGGGAAUUGUAUACAGUUCCUGAACUCGCGACGAGCGGACGUGGGACAGCUCACAUCCGCCCUGCAACACGCCUCCAUAUCUUCACCACCACCGCAAAGCUCAUCUGCCUCGUCCUACUCCUCCGAUCUCCAUUCCCUCUCCGCCUCCCCCCCGCCUCCCCAAUCACCACCCAAAUCCUUCAGCAUUGCUCAUCCUUCAUCCUCCGUCUGGACGUCCUCUGCCGACCUCUUGCCUCCUCCACCACCUCAGCCCAUCCUCCGGUCUGGCGGUGUCCCCGCUCCUCAACAGCCCAUCUCAGUUCGCAUGGAGGAUUCGCCACGGCGCGUGACGCGGAGUUCCACUCGGGGUCCCAUAGGGGAUGCUGAGAAGAAUCCAUAUAGCAGUAAAAGUGGUAGAAAGACUGGAGGAGGGGUCGUGUAAUGUGCUAUACAAUGAAGAGCCAUGUUGUACUGACCCUAUGUAUGCAUACGACACCUUGAAUCGGUACGCAUGAG
Kockovaella imperatae is the source of this 2885-nucleotide messenger RNA. Its product is annotated as BRO1-like domain-domain-containing protein. The record is from RefSeq and is a predicted model, not a curated record. Gene Ontology annotation, cellular component: endosome. The transcript is spliced from 15 exons. Bases 229 to 2811 code for a protein of 860 amino acids. Gene Ontology annotation, molecular function: protein binding. Lineage: Eukaryota; Fungi; Basidiomycota; Tremellomycetes; Tremellales; Cuniculitremaceae.